Puntigrus tetrazona (Sumatra barb) is the source of this 2171-nucleotide messenger RNA. It is a transcript of the gene gas1b, whose product is annotated as growth arrest-specific 1b. Gene Ontology annotation, biological process: regulation of cell cycle. The transcript has a single exon. Lineage: Eukaryota; Metazoa; Chordata; Actinopteri; Cypriniformes; Cyprinidae. The record is from RefSeq and is a predicted model, not a curated record. Bases 506 to 1294 code for a protein of 262 amino acids.
GGACCAAUAGUGUGCUGCGCGCAUACUUCUGGGGUCCGCGUAACUGAACGGAUCCACCGAGACCUCUCGCGGAGAGAGAGAGGAGCCGGAGCGAGUUGAACUUUUUCCAGCUUUGUUAUUUGGACAAGAUGUAGCGCGAGGCCGCUCGUGGGACGCUUCGAUGUAAUUUAUGAUUCGUCGCUGGAUCGCUGCACAAAGGACGGCGAGAAUAAAGACUCAAGAUGCUGCCGCGCGCUCCGCUCUCGCGGCAGUGAGCAAACGUGCUUCGUUUUCCAACCGUUUGGCGUGUCGUCCAUGGAGGAGUUUCUGCGCACGUUCCUGCGGAUAUCGGAGGGACAAAUAUGAACGCGCUUAAUUAUCGAAGUGGCCAACAGAAGAACGCGGCUAGACGGCGGGCAUGGAACAAGGGAGCUGUUUGCCUACGGUGGAGAAACAUUAUGGCUUAUAAACCAACAGAUGGAAUCCCCCUCACAAGUUAACUUUUAAGCUUCUUCGACGUCAAGGAAUGGCAAACUCCGGCAACUCUGCAGUCACUCUACGGCUGCAAAUACUGAUUCUGUCCAUCGGCUGUGCGCUGAUAUGUUGUAGUCGUUUAUCCAUCGCAUCGCCGGCACACAGCCAGCGUUUGAUAUGCUGGCAAGCCAUCAUAAAGUGCCAGGGAGAACCGGAGUGUCACUACGCGUACACGCAGUAUCUACACGCGUGCGGUCCGGUGAUAAACGGCAACAGGAAAAAGUGUCCCAGCCAUUGCAUUUCUUCCAUCAUCCAGCUCAAUCUGACUGUGAACGGCCCGGCGCUGGAGGACUGCGAGUGCGCCUCGGACACUCUGUGCAAGAUGACCAAGCGAGCCAUUGAGCCCUGCAUGCCCAGAACCAGCCACAUGGGCUGCACCGAAGCGCGCAAGCAGUGCGAGAAGGACCCCGAGUGCAGCACCGCCAUGCGGGACUAUCUGCACCACUGCCGGAAACUGUUCGGCGGAGACCGCUGCUCGGACGACUGCCGGCGGGUCAUCGCGAACAUGCGCUCCAUCCCCAAAGCCCAGCAGCUGGACACUUGCGUGUGCGACGGCACGGAGAGGACCAUAUGCGAGUAUGUCAAAGGCAGCAUGAAAAACUUCUGCUUUAACGACAGAUUCGGCGGGAGCGGCUUUUCGGACACCGAGGACGACUUGGACGACGAGUACGAGUCGGAUUAUGAGGACGAGGAGAGCGAUGCCUGGGAUUUAAGAGCACAAAAGAGUUCGAUCGCGAUGUCCACCAUUUUGACACUGUCAUCUCUCUUUAUAAUAAGAUAGGGCGUGUUUUAAAAACGAACUGCAUGUUUGGUAUGGGUGAAAAUAACGGGGAGAACUCGGAUUUCCCCAAAUCAAGCCCCAACACCCCCUCCCCAGACAUGGAAGUAAAAACAAAAGGUGCGCGCGCGCGUAUAUGUGUGCGCGGUGGGGGUUAUAUACAAAAACGUGUAUAUUAAGACACUUGGGAGUUCUCAAGGUUACUAAAAGCAACAGUAGCGCUACGGUAAAAGUAGCACAUCACCUACCACUUUAUUGUAGAUUUAGCCAACACGCAAAAACACAAAGACCUUUUGUGUUUUUUUUUAAUAGAACGUCUUUAGCUGAAGUGCGAGACGAAUCCUGUAUCGUAAAUUACUGACAGAAAAAAAUAAUCCCCUGAAAGAGUGAAGGAAUGCUUCGCGCGUUGUUUUUGGUCACAUUAGCAGCCGAUUAAGUUUCAUUGGCCAAAACACGUUAACAUCGAACUUUUUGUUGAAUUAAAUAGUUACAUUUACUGCCAGGCGACUGAAUCGGACGAAAAAGCAUAACGGAAGAAAACCGGAAUCCCAUAGUGAAAAGAGUUUUUAUUAAAACCUAGUUUGAGCUGCCGAAACCUGCACACAACGAAAAGGAGUAAUUCGUCUUUAUAUAAAAGAAAAUAUGUGCUCCCCUAUAUAUUAAGUUAUUAUGUUGUGGAAACUGCUUUUCAAAGAGAUAGAUAAAUAUUGGAAGUUUAUUUUUGUAUGAAAGACUGGUUAGUGUACACAAAAUGACUAUUGUAAAUGUGUAUGAUGUUUCUGUACCAUAUAAUUGUGUGAAUAAUGUUGAUAAACGAUACCGUGUAAUACAGUUUAUAGCCUAAUGUUCAUAAAGAUCGGCUUCGAAUUAUUCCAAAGAU